Messenger RNA from Camponotus floridanus (Florida carpenter ant), 1503 nucleotides. Its product is annotated as sterol O-acyltransferase 1-like. NCBI's taxonomy places the organism in Eukaryota, Metazoa, Arthropoda, Insecta, Hymenoptera, Formicidae. Bases 41 to 1357 code for a protein of 438 amino acids. The record is from RefSeq and is a predicted model, not a curated record. Gene Ontology annotation, cellular component: endoplasmic reticulum membrane. The transcript is spliced from 6 exons. Gene Ontology annotation, biological process: cholesterol metabolic process.
AUUAAUUAUUUGUCUCAUCUUUGUCUCAUUGUCAGUCAACAUGGAAGGUGUGUUACCGGAGAAGAAAUGUUUAGAGAGAAAUUCGCUGCUAACUGAUCUCUAUGAGAUCACGCACAUUCGCACGGUUUACAAUAUAUUUAUAGUGACUUUUAUAUUGCUCCUUCUCGACACCGCUGUGCAUGACAUCAAAGAGUCUGGAACGUUGGUCCUCGGAACCGUCACGAUACGUAAUGGUUUCGCGAAAUUACCGACUUGCCUGCAUAUUUGGUCGCUCAUGCUAAUCUCGACAUUCGGUGUCUACGUUGCUUUCAAUUUCUGGUCUUCCCAACGACUACGGUAUUCGCCAAAAUCUCUGGCACGUAAGCUAUGGGAUUACAGUUGGCUGACAAUCUACAUAAUUUAUCAAGUUCUUGUUAUAAUUAUUCCAAAUAGAGCGAUGGUCAGAGAGAAUUUAGGCAUAGCUUGUAAUAUCAUCAUAACUGCGGAACAAUUUCGUCUGAUAAUGAAGAAUCACGCUUUCGUUAGAAGUAUGACACCUAGAUUUCUCUCAUACAAAUCCCAUAACGACGUUUUGCCACCAAAUGUACCCCGAUUUUCCCAUUAUUUAUAUUUCCUGUUCGUGCCGACUAUUAUAUACCGUGAUGAAUAUCCGAGGACGAAAAAAAUCAGAUGGAUGUUUGUGGUUCAACAUUUCGGCGAAGUCGUCCUGAUGAUUUUCUAUUACGCCUUCAUUCUGGAGCGCUUAGUGGCGCCGGUCUUUCGAACCUUCGAUACAUGGCCUCUAGAAUCGACGUGGUUCAUCAAGAUUAUUAUCAAAAUGUGCUUUCCGGGGAUCCUCCUCUUGCUCAACUUAAACUAUCUUUUGUUGCACAUGUGGAUGAACGCCUGGGCCGAGAUGCUGCGAUUCGCCGACCGAUUGUUUUAUAAGGACUGGUGGAAUUCCACAUCCUCUCGUAUGUGGAAUCGUACGUGGAACGUGGUAGUACACGAUUGGAUCUACACGUAUCUUUACAAGGACAUGUAUGAGAUCGUGGUACCACGCAACAAGCCGUUGGCAACCUUCACUGCGUUCUUCGUAUCUGGAAUUUGUCACGAAUACGUCGUCGCAUUUUCGUUUCGUUUCUUUUAUCCGGUGAUGUUUAUAAUAUUCGGCGGUGUCAACUAUGUUCUUGUGCAAAGCAACCUAAGUAUGCACAACAUUCUCGUGUGGAUGAUCUUGUGUUUCUGCAACAGCAUCAUAAUAAGCACUUGCGCGAUGGGAUAUUAUACUAGUUAUAACUGUUUGUCCUAUUCCAAUUACUAUGCUGACUUGCUUCUACCGCAAAGUUGGAGCUGUCAGCAGCAACUUGCCGCAUAGAACGUUCGUCUGCCAGUAUUAAUUUCUUUUCAUCGGGUCUAUUAAUGUACUUCAUUAUCAGAAAUAUUAUUAACAAGAGGAGACAAUCUCAAUGUGUAAAGCAACUCUUUAGUGUUACUAUAAAUAUGAUUGAUUAUUAUGAAUAA